AUGUCUCCAGCCCUCGCCCUCGUGGCAGCUCUGCUGUCUCCACUUACUGCCGCACACCCAACAGCAUCAUCCCCGUCAGUGACCAUCGAUAGCGGCGUCGUCAUUGGCGUCACCGAACCACUCCUCAUCGCACCAGACGUGUCCGUGACGAAGUUUCUGGGCAUCCCGUUCGCCGACGAACCAGUCCGUUGGUCCCCUCCACAACCCGCAACCCCGUGGCCCACACCUCUCGCCGCCACAACCGUCGGUCCAGCAUGCAUCCAAGAAUUUCCCUACCCAGAAGCCUACCGGGCCCGGAUCAUGCGCCUCUUCAAUACGCCUAACGGCGCGCCCGCCCCGGAGGAAAGUGAGGACUGCCUUUCGCUCAAUGUGUUUGCUCCGCCAUCCGCAGUACCCGGUAGCAACGGGUGGCAUGACUGGUCGGACAGCAACGAGCCCCUACCCGUCCUCUUCUGGAUCUACGGCGGCUCCCUCCGCUUUGGCUACGGCGGGUCUCCUGCGUAUGAUGGCAGCAACCUCGCUGCUCAGAACAACGUGAUAGUGGUGACGAUCAACUAUCGCACCAACAUCUUCGGCUUUCCCGGCGCGAGUAUCCUGCCCAAGGGCGAGCAGAACCUCGGCUACCUCGAUCAGCGUCUAGCCCUCGACUGGGUCCAGCGCAACAUCGCCCAAUUCGGCGGCGAUCCCACCAAAGUGACUAUCUUCGGCGAGUCGGCGGGGGCAUUGAGUAUUGAUGCAUUGCUCACGCAAGCACCCACGAAUGAUGCCGGUACACUCCCCUUCCGCGCCGCUAUCCUCGAAUCCGGCACCGGAUCCCUACGAUCCCCAAUCCCAGAUUUCGGGUUCUGGUGGAAGAACGCUUCCUUGACCUUAGGCUGUGGCGCCGCAGGCGACGAUCUGGAAUGCAUGCGUGCCUUACCAGCUACGACGAUCAAAGACGCCAUCGAGCGAAACAUCAUCUCUACAUGGCCGCCUGUUCCCGACAACGUCACCUUCGCUGAAUACCCGCGCCAAAACCGCCUCGACUCAACAGCCGCAGACCUGCACGACUUCGCGCGCGUCCCGAUCUUGAUAGGCAGCAACGCCGAAGAGGGAAGGCUAUACUCGAUCGACGUCACGAGCUUGUACGCUUACAUCAACGCGUCCUUCCCGAACCCCACCAACAACCCGGCGAUCAGCUCUUUGGUGCAAACGCUGAACGAGACGUACACGGCUGUGUCGACGGACCCAUUCAUCAGCGUGGCAGCGCUAGUCACAGACAGCACCUUCCAAUGCCCCGCCGCCAUCGUCGGCCGAGAAACAGCACAAGUCGGCGUCCCCACUUACAGAUACUACUACAACGCCAGCUUUCCCAACCUCGAAUUAUUUCCCCGCGCCGGCGUGUGGCAUUCCAGUGAGGUGCCGGUCGUGUUCGAGACAUUCCCCCAAGGCACCGCCACCCAAUGGCAGAAGGACCUGUCCGCUGGGAUCGGGAAGAUCUGGGCGGAUUUUGCGCGGGAGCCAGCUACGGGAGGGGGAGGAGACUUGCCGGGUUUACCGGAGCUGGCGGUUCUCGGUGGCGGCGCGCGGGCGGAGAAUGGUGACAGUGACAGGGGCGAUGGGCAGGUGGUCAAGGUUGUCGGGGGGGAUGUGAUUGGGGAGGUUGACGCGCGGUGUGGGAUUUGGGAGGCGGUUUAUGAUGCGCGGUGUGCGAAUGGUGUCUGCUAG
Molecule: messenger RNA, 1707 nt
Organism: Cyphellophora attinorum
Lineage: Eukaryota; Fungi; Ascomycota; Eurotiomycetes; Chaetothyriales; Cyphellophoraceae
Product: Cocaine esterase
Exons: 1
Coding region: 1-1707 (568 amino acids)
Source: RefSeq, a predicted model, not a curated record